AUGGCGGUGAUCAAUGUCAUCCAUACCGUUGGGCCGAUAGCAAGAGGCCAUCUCACUGACACUCAUAAAGAAGACUUGGCAAAUUGCUAUAAAUCCUCAAUGAAAUUGGCAAGAGAAAAUAACAUCAAAUCGAUUGCAUUCCCCUGUAUUUCAACAGGAAUUUAUGGUUUUCCAAAUGAGCCUGCAGCUGUCAUUGCCCUUAACACUAUUAAGGAAUGGCUAAGGAAGAAUCAUAAUGAGGUGGAUCGUGUCAUCUUCUGCGUCUUUUUGGAGGUGGACUACAAAAUUUUCAAGAAGAAAAUGAGCGAGUUUUUCCCUGCAGAUGAUGAUAAUGAAGAAGAGACUGAGUUGAGUGAGGAGACAGAAGGAUUGGAGCAAAAAGACCAGCCUCCGUCUCCCACAACGUGCAAAGUGGAGCAAUCUAGUGACCUUCAAAAUGAUGCUGAAGAUCUUAUAGCGUAUCACCUCUAUCCAUGGUUGAAAAUUAAAGACACUAAUCUUUAG
This is a messenger RNA of Tinamus guttatus (white-throated tinamou), 504 nucleotides long. NCBI's taxonomy places the organism in Eukaryota, Metazoa, Chordata, Aves, Tinamiformes, Tinamidae. The record is from RefSeq and is a predicted model, not a curated record.